AUGCAAAGAGGAACUGCAGCUAUAAUUCGGUCAUUCGUAUCUGAUAUAAGACAACAAUUGUAUGCACUUAAAAAUUUAAAUAUGCCCACCGAUAGUUGGGAUAUGUUGUUAAUAUCAAUAUUAAGUCGCAAAUUAGAUUCAUACACCAAUAGGGCUUAUCAUCUGGAUAAGGUGGACUUUGAUCAAAUGCCUACUAUUGAUGGAUUUCUGACUUUUUUGGAAAAGCGUGCUAUGGCGCUUGAGGAUAGCCCCACAUUAAAGGGUGCACCUUGCUAUGAAGGUCCUCGUUUUAAACAGAGUCCUAAGGUAAAGAUAUUUGAUAAGUAUGGACAAGAAUUUUAUGUAAAGGCCCUACUAGAUAGUGGCAGUCAAGCUUCAAUUAUAAAAAGGUCUCUUGUUGAACAGUUAUACUUAAGUCCUAUUUCUCAAACAUGUAAUAUCAUAGGUGUAGGCAACAAUAAUAAUCAGGUAAAAUGUCAUGUAGUGGAUUCCAUAACCACAAAAUUGCCUCAAAAUUAUUUUGAUUUAAGUAGCUUGGAAAUACCCAAGAGUGUUACGUUAGCUGAUGUCAAUUUUAAUGUCCCUUCUGAAAUUUCUUUAUUACUCGGCGCAGAUUUGUACUUUAAGACCUUAUUACAUGGUCACAUUUAUUUAAAUAAUGGAUUGGUGUUACAGAAUACUCUAUUCGGGUACAUAGUGGGUGGCUCAAUGCCAUGUAAUAAUAUAAAAAAUGAUACUACUUUAGUUAUUAACCAUGCGGUAGAAAAUGAAGAUAAGUUGAGUGACAUAAUGGAAAAGUUUUGGUUGUCUGAAAAAGUUCCUGAGGUGACUAAUAAAGUAAAUUGUGAAUUUCAGAAAGCUGAACGUAUCUUCAAAGAUACUAUGAGUUUAAAAAAUUGCAGAUUUUAUGUAGAUUUACCGCUAAAGACUUCGUUAAAUAUGUUGCAUAUUGGAGAUACAUUUACAGCUGCACUUCAGAGAUUUUAUUCAUUAGAAAAGAUGUUUCAAGCUCAUCCUAGAUAUUUUAACCAAUAUAAAUGUUUUAUUGACGAGUACAUAUCUUUGGGACAUGCUAAAAUAGUAGAUAUAAAUGAUUAUGAUGUUUAUAGUGACCCUGUUUAUUUUCUGGCUCAUCAUGCAGUGCACAAUGAGCAUAGCAAGACAACCAAAUUGCGGGUUGUGUUCAAUGGGAGUCUGAAAUCACAAUGUAAAAUAUCACUUAAUAAUGUCAUGUUAAAUGGACCAAUAGUUCAAAGUGAGUUAUUUGAUAUACUAGUAUUAUUUAGAACUUAUCGCUAUACAUUGAUGUGUGAUAUUGAAAAAAUGUUUAGGCAAAUUUUCAUUAAUUCUAUUCACACGCCUCUGCAAAAUAUUUUGUGGCGAGAUAAUCCACAGAAACCUAUAAUUUGUUUACAGUUGCAAACAGUUACCUAUGGUUUGAAAUCAUCUACAUACUUAGCUACAAGGUGUUUGUUGGAGCUUGCUUAUAUCUAUAAAGACAGGUUUCCACUAGCUGCAGAUGCUAUAAUUAGAAAUACUUAUGUAGAUGAUAUAAUAUGUGGCGCUGACAACAUAGAUCAGCUUCGGAAUCUGAAACAAGAGCUUAUACAAUUAUUAAGCCUUGGCAGUUUUACACUACAUAAAUGGUGUUCAAAUAAUACACAAAUUUUAGAAGAUAUACCAUCAAAUAGGAGGUAUUUUGAGCAUAUUAAUAUUAAUAAAGACAACAUGAUUAAAACUUUAGGAUUAAAAUAUAAUAUACUUACCGAUUCCUUCGUAUUUUCAUGUCCAGCGCAAGAUUUAAAGUUACUUAAAACUAAAAGGGAAAUUUUAAGUUUUAUAGGUAAAAUAUAUGAUCCUUUGGGACUUAUUGGCCCUAUAAUAGUUACAGCUAAAUUGUUUAUGCAAAGUUUAUGGAGUUUAAAAAUAAAUUGGGAUGAGGCUAUACCCUCAAGCCUGCUAGAUAAGUGGUAUAAAUUUGGUGAAAGUUUAGAGAAGAUGAAUCCCAUCAAUACUCAGCUGAAGUAA
Melitaea cinxia (Glanville fritillary) is the source of this 2028-nucleotide messenger RNA. RefSeq lists its product as uncharacterized. The transcript has 3 exons. The coding region runs from base 1 to 2028 and encodes 675 amino acids. The record is from RefSeq and is a predicted model, not a curated record. Gene Ontology annotation, molecular function: aspartic-type endopeptidase activity. Gene Ontology annotation, biological process: proteolysis. NCBI's taxonomy places the organism in Eukaryota, Metazoa, Arthropoda, Insecta, Lepidoptera, Nymphalidae.